This is a messenger RNA of Babjeviella inositovora NRRL Y-12698, 2118 nucleotides long. RefSeq lists its product as uncharacterized. The transcript has a single exon. The coding region runs from base 1 to 2118 and encodes 705 amino acids. Lineage: Eukaryota; Fungi; Ascomycota; Pichiomycetes; Serinales. Gene Ontology annotation, cellular component: meiotic nuclear membrane microtubule tethering complex; nuclear envelope. The record is from RefSeq and is a predicted model, not a curated record. Gene Ontology annotation, biological process: nuclear envelope organization. Gene Ontology annotation, molecular function: protein-membrane adaptor activity.
AUGUUCGCAAAAGUUCCCAAACGACUCCCGCAUAUCGAAACGGCUGAUGAAGACUCCGACGUGACCUUAGGGCUUCAUGGUGACCCAAUAUCCCCCGCCAAGCCGUUACGCCAAAAAUCGCUGUUCUACACGCGAAGCAACCUUACCAACGAUAUGUUAGCUGACGAUGGGGAGAAUAUAGUGUCGGAAAUAAUCACGGAUGACGAAGCUAACUUUCUAAACCUCAACUUCGAGAAGUUUCAGCGGAACGAGCAGGUAUUUGAGCUCUUGGACGAUGACUACGCCGACCUAGGGGAAUUUCCCGGAAGUGAAGGGUUGUCUUCCGCAGAGCCGUCGGACCCCGAGCGUACCAAAUCUGUGACCCUACAGCCCGCUUAUCAGAUGUUUCAAAACGGCGAGAAGAAAAGAGUAGAGAACAGACUGUCCCAAACGGUGGUUCAUGAGGUUCGCGGUUUCUCGGUCUGGAGUAUGUUAUUUGUCCUAUUACUUGCUCUGAUUCCGAUGGUUCUUUACCAAGGUGUGACCUUUCGUGGCGAGCUUCCGCUAGAAACGAUGGGCGACAUUGCCAAUCGCUUCAGGGUGAUAGACAACAGAAUCGAUGCUUUGGCCUCUGUCAGUAAGACUCUCAGCUCAACAAACCAAUAUCUAUCGUCAAGCGUGAAAACUUUAGAAAGCAAGCUCGACGCUGCCUCCAAGGAAUGGACAGCGAGCUACAGUUUGAUACACCAGAACUUUGGCAUCACCGAAAUACAGUGUAUCCGUGACAAGCUAACGGAGCUACAAGAAAUAAUAAGUCAAGACUCACUGGUGGAUUACUCACUCGAAGUUGAGAGUAUGACAUCAAGCAUCGCCACUUUGGUGGGCCAGGUGGACCACUUGAAUCUGGUGGUUCUGAUGUUGGUAUCGGCCGAACAUAAUGCCUUGGAUGGAAUCGCACAGCGGCUUCCGUCAGAGAUACCUCUCAUAGUGUCAAAAAAUGAUCAAGAUUUCAAGUUAUUACCGGAAUUUGAGCUGUUCUUGACCAAACUUAUUUCCCAGGUGAGCCAAGGAAACAGCAGUGUUUCGUGGGACCAGUUCAUGAAGGAAAACAAUUCGAACAUGUUACUGUAUAUCCGAGAAAUUACUAGCAAUGAACUUCAGUACAUCACCAUGCCUGCCUUGACUGAACUUUUGGCCCUGAAACUAAAGACAAACAAUGAAAAAUUGAAGCAAGAAAUUAGUAAACUACUCACCUCCUUUUUGGAAAAACACCAUUCAACGUCCCACCUUGAUGAGCAAGAGCUAUCGUCAAAAAUUGAAGUUUUGAUUUUGGAGAACAUGGUUGCGGCUUUCAGGAAUGAGUCUGCUCCUUCCAUCGCCUACCUUAGAAAUUUUGCCUCGUACGAACAUGGUGCCCGCAUCCUUGGGUUCCUUACGUCUCCGUCGAUUUUUAAAGCCGAGAGAUCCCUUUUAGGCAAAGCUUUUCUCGGGUGGUAUGACUUCUUCACCGCAGACUACAAGUCGGGAGCCAAUAACGUUUUACUUGAUUACACCUCGCUGGCCGAGACUGAACGGUUGUGGAUUACCAGGCUUGAGGGUGCGCAUUUAGGGAUCAAGCUCACCGAGAACAUUUUCUUCACUGAACUUGUUUUGGAAACCCAGGAUAUCUCGGAUGUGCUGUACCGGAUGAGCUUGCCCCAAAAGAUGAGCUUGUUUGUUCGUCCGUUGGAAGCGUCAAAGGUUGGAAUAUUACGUGAAGAGUUCUCAGACCUUGCGCAACACAACAUUCGCCCGUUGAAUUCGUUUACCAAGAUUAUGGAGAUGGAAUAUAGCUUAAGGCACAAGGAUCCCUUCCAACUGUUCAAGACACCGGAAAGGUACUUGAACUUGGGGAUCCCCAUCAAGGAUAUCUACAUUGAAUUUGACAAUAACUGGGGCAAUAAAGAGAUCUUAUGUGUCGGUGGGAUCAAAGUGUUUGGUGUCACAUCUGUGGAGCUAUUCAGCAAUAGCGAGAAGCUCAUGAAGUGGAUGGGCAAGAACUCAGACCAAUUGCUCAGCUACAUAAAGCAGCACGAAACCCCCAAGGUCACAACCAAACCCGUGACUUACAGUAACAUAGGGGAAGAUGAGGAGCUAUAA